AUGGGUUGCAGCACUACUGAAAAGCCAAGCAAGCGCUGCAUCUCCUUUGACCUCAACACAAUAGGUGCACCGUCUACAACGCGAACCGAUUGCCGCUCGCCUUUCCUCCUAGUCUGCAGCGAAGAGGGCGAUUCUGGCGGAGGAGGAUCUGCCGGAUUUACUCUACGUCCCUGCAAACCACCACGAAUGCGAGCCCGCAGCAAACCACCCAGGACAUCUAUGGGUGCGGAAGCAGGCCUGCGUAGACGACAUUACCUCCGCGCGGACAGUCGCGUAGCCGUUUCGAUGGACUGUGAGGCAGAACCACAAAAAGAGGGAGAAGGGGAGUUCGAUUUGUCGCAUAACGUCCAGCUUGGGCGGCGGAAGACUAGAGACACUGCGCUGAAACGCUGGUCCAGCAUCGACGGUCUUGGAUUGAAGUGCAGCUUGCUUCCGCGGUUUCUUGGCACUUGGAAGGCGCCUAUGGAGAAGGAAGAAGGUGAGGUGAAAAAAGAGGUGGAAGAUUUGGAAACCAGUGAUGAAGACCCAUCCGCAUCGGGU
Molecule: messenger RNA, 540 nt
Organism: Dibothriocephalus latus
Lineage: Eukaryota; Metazoa; Platyhelminthes; Cestoda; Diphyllobothriidea; Diphyllobothriidae
Source: the annotation of a GenBank genome assembly